Molecule: messenger RNA, 633 nt
Organism: Arabis nemorensis
Lineage: Eukaryota; Viridiplantae; Streptophyta; Magnoliopsida; Brassicales; Brassicaceae
Source: the annotation of a GenBank genome assembly
AUGGCUGAAAAUCUCAAGUAUACAUUGAGUGAAGAGAUGGAGAAAGUAGAGAGGGUGAUGACUGAAAACCUGAAGAUAUUAAUGAAGGAGAUGAAUAAGAAGCUUGAGGAGAAGCAUGAAGAGAUGGAGGAGACUCGUCGUGACUUACGAGGGUUAGAGAAUGUGAAUACAUUCCUCUACAAUAGAGAACGUGAAAGCAGCGAUGAGUUAUACGAAGCACGAAAAAAAUUGAUUGAGGCAUUGAGAGAUUUUUCGGGUGGUGAAUCUUGCAAGAUCGGUGUAAAGAGUAUGGGAGAUCUUGAUGAAAAGCCGUUUGUGAAAGCAUGCAAGCAGAGAUUCAGUAACGAAGAAGCCGAGGUGCAGGGCAUCAGGCUUUGCUCGAAAUGGAAGGAAAACCUCAAGAAUCUAUCAUGGCGCCCAUUCAAAUGCGUGUGGACUGGAGACAAAUCGGAGGGAGAAGAGGUGGUGAACGCGGUUAAGACAGCGCACGAGGAGCUUAACGAGUUUUGUCCAAAUUGUCGGUACAUAGUUCCCGUAGCAUGGAAUUAUGAACAAGGGAGGCAAGCAACUCUAGGGGAAGGGAUUGCUCACAUGGCUAACCAGAUCAAUACUCUCAAACGCAAACGCACAUAG